UGUUAUAGUAGAAAAUAUAUGACAGUCUGACGUGUAUCUUUAGAAAUAUCUUACAUUAUCUUAUUUACCAUUUCAUUCUGCAUUUAAUCAUUGAGAAAAUUUCAAAUUAAAAUAAUUGUGCGUUAAAAAAAAAUAAAUAAAUAAAAUGGCUUCAACAUUAAAUACAUUUAUAAAUUCAUUAAAUAACAGACUGGAAGAACCAGUUCGACAACACUUAAAAAAUGUCUACGCUUGUUUAACAAUGUCUACAUUGACGGCUUCUCUUGGAGCAUUUGUUCACAUAUACACAGAUCUAAUGGCAGCCGGAUUUUUAACAGCCUUGGGAGCAAUUGCAUUGUUUAUUUUAUUAACAGCAACACCAGAUAAUGGCAAAAACAGUCAAAUUCGUAUGUUAUAUUUGUUUGGUUUCACAUUCCUUUCUGGACUUGGAUUAGGACCAUUAUUGGAACAUGUUAUUAUGGUUGAUCCAGCUAUUAUUAUCACCGCAUUCUUAGGCACUACCAUUGUUUUUGUUUCAUUUUCGUUGUGUGCGUUGUUAGCUGAACGUGGACGUUGGUUAUAUUUGGGUGGAACUUUGAUGACAUUCUUGUCAUCUUUAAUGAUCAUGUCAAUUGCGAAUAUUUUCUUUAGAUCCGCAUUAUUGUUCCAAGCACAUUUAUAUCUAGGCCUAUUCUUGAUGUGUGGAUUUGUGUUAUACGAUACGCAAAUUAUCAUCGAAAAACGUCGUGCUGGUAGCAAAGAUUUUGUUAGUCAUUCGUUGGAUUUGUUCAUUGAUUUCAUUGGAAUAUUCCGUCGUUUGGUGGUUAUUUUAACACAGAAGGAACAAAGUAAUCAACAACGUAGCCGCAAGAGUCAAUAAUUAAUUUUUGUUGAACAACAUUUCUUUUUUGAAUACCUUAAAUAAUUUUUUAUUAUCUCAAUAUAUAUUAUGUAUUUUAGAUAUUAGAUUUAAGAUUGAAUGUUGUGGCAAAUUAUCAGUAAGGUUAAGUUAUUGUUGUGAUUCAUUUAUUUUUCAAAAUAAAUUUUUAAAAUUA
Messenger RNA from Chrysoperla carnea, 1034 nucleotides. It is a transcript of the gene BI-1, whose product is annotated as probable Bax inhibitor 1. Lineage: Eukaryota; Metazoa; Arthropoda; Insecta; Neuroptera; Chrysopidae. Bases 146 to 859 code for a protein of 237 amino acids. Gene Ontology annotation, cellular component: mitochondrial membrane. The transcript has 3 exons. Gene Ontology annotation, molecular function: enzyme binding. Gene Ontology annotation, biological process: negative regulation of endoribonuclease activity; negative regulation of apoptotic signaling pathway; negative regulation of RNA splicing. The record is from RefSeq and is a predicted model, not a curated record.